Molecule: messenger RNA, 2541 nt
Organism: Talaromyces stipitatus ATCC 10500
Lineage: Eukaryota; Fungi; Ascomycota; Eurotiomycetes; Eurotiales; Trichocomaceae
Product: 1,3-beta glucanase, putative
Exons: 5
Coding region: 1-2541 (846 amino acids)
Source: RefSeq, a predicted model, not a curated record
AUGACGGAACCACUUCUUGCCGGGGGAAAUGAAAUCCUGGUAGAUUCAUGGGGAUUCGGAAUGUAUGCCAACUCCAGCGGGACCUUCUUUGCGCAACAGUCCGAUUUGGCAACGAUGGAGCGAAAUGUGGCGCUUGUCGGAAGCAAAUCAUAUGUUAAGCCUAAUUUCUUUACCCGACGCCGUCCCCAGUAUUACAACCUGCAGGGUAGCCAGGUCUUCGAUGUUCGUUCCUACGGUGCCCAGGGCGAUGAAACGACCGAUGACACGGUCGUUCUGAACAGCAUUCUAGGUGUUGCAGCCAACUUAUCCGCAAUUGUAUACUUCCCAUACGGAAUCUAUGUCAUUCAGGAUACUCUAACUAUCCCAAAAAGUUCGCGCAUUAUUGGACAGGCGUGGCCGCAGAUUAUGGCAAAGGGACCGAAAUUCCAGAACGUGAAUCAACCCCAUGUCGCAGUACGAGUUGGAAGUCCUGGAGAUGUUAACAUUGUUGAAAUUCAAGACUUGCUUUUUACCGUCUCUGGGCCGACGGUGGGAGUGAUUCUUAUGGAGUGGAACAUUCAUGAAUCCUUCCAAGGAUCUGCCGGACUUUGGGAUUCGCAUUUUCGCGUUGGUGGCGCUAAAGGGUCUCAAUUGCAGAGCUCCGAUUGUCCCAAGCAGGCAUCUGCUAUAAACCCCAACUACAUUGCGGCCUCAUUACUCCUGCAUAUCACUCCCAGCGCAUCGGCGUAUAUGGAGAACGUCUGGGCGUGGACAGCAGACCAUGACCUAGACAUUGCUUCCCAAGAUCAAAUAAAUAUCUACUCUGGUCGUGGCAUUCUUAUCGAGAGUCAAGUACCGGUCUCCAAUGCAAAAAACCUUGUCAUGGGCAUGCUCCAGACUGAGUCGCCUUACUUCCAACCUGUACCCAAGGCCCCAGCUCCCUUCACCAUCGGCCUCUUCCCAAAUGACCCUAUAUUCUCCGAGUGCUCUGCGAGCUCGCUUACAUGCGCUAUCUCAUGGGCCGUUUGGGUCGUUGAGUCGUCUACGAUAUACAUUUUGGGUUCUGGCAUGUAUAGCUGGUUCUCUAGUUACUCCCAGGAUUGUCUUACCACAGAUGACUGCCAGGAUCGAGGGUUCUACAUUGAAGAAAGCAGUGAUGUCUGGAUUUUCAACCUUGUCACCAAGGCAAUCCGUGAGAGCAUCAGCCCUCAAGGAGAAACGCCCUUAUACGCAAAAGAUACGAAAAAUGGCUAUACCUCGUCGUUGCUAGGAUGGUUCCGUGAACCAACUGAAGUGAUUGGCAAGCGCAAUUUCACGGGUUACUAUCUCUACAACAGCCCGGCUUAUGAUGACCUGCUCGACACAGUUUCCAGCACCUGCAAGACUGCAAUGACUCGACUGAUCGAAUGUGCUGAUGAAACAUACUCCUUCCUGCAGCCAGCUUGGCCCCAAGCCUACGCAAAUGAUACCCUGGCCGAUCUGGUGUGCGACAGCCGCUGUGAGCUAUCAAUCAAAACAUGGUAUGAAGACGUUACUACCUACUGCAGCGAGUUUGAUACCAAGCAAGAUGUUAUGAACUACCGUGGCGGCAUUCUUUGGGCUGGGUGGAACCAGACUUGCCUCAAGGACCCCAAUAGUGGGAGUUAUUGUGGUAAUGUGAUGCAGAAGUUCACAGCAGUGGACUUUGAGCGCGACAUGCCCGAUUCGGAAAUGUGUUCGUACUGCUACAUGACGACUCUGCAGCUGGCACAAGCGUCGCCUUACUCUUUCUACGAUGAAUAUUAUCAGAGGGUCCUCGAACUUGUUUACUCUCGAUGCGGCGUCGUUGGGUCCACGGACAUCCCACCGGCUGUGGAGGAUCGCACCGAGGAUUCUACAGAUUUCUGCGCUUCCGACACAUACACCAUAGUGGACGGCGACACGUGCGACUCUAUUGCUCUCGCCAACACCGUUUCCUCCGCGGCUCUCUUCAUUGGCAGCGAGACGAUCCGAAACUGCAGCAACAUCGAAGCUGGCCUCUCGGUCUGUCUCCCCUUCUCAUGCAACCCCGUCUACAGCUUCUCCCCUGACGAGACCUGCGCCUCCAUCGAGCAAGCGCUGGCCCCUGGAUCAACGGCGGAUGCACCAAUCUGCAAGAUUGGAGCGCUACCUACCUUUGGCCAUGUGCUCUACGUGUCACCUCAAGGGGGAGUGCACACGGGGACGGUGCCGCCGCCCGGUGUCACCUCUCUUCCCAGCUCGAGUAGCGGAUACGCCAGCUCCAUCACCUUAGCUCCCGAGAAUGCUACGGUGGCUAACGGGACGACUACGAACUGUGGUCGGUGGCAUGUCCCGGUGGACGGGGAUACGUGUGCGUCGAUUUGCGUGCAGGAAAAAUUCGAGUACUCCCUCUUCCUCGCAGUCAAUCCAUCAUUGUCGGCGAAUAAUUGUACCGCCGAGCUGCUGACGGGGACGGCCUAUUGCUGUGGUCCGAUCCAAGGCUGGUCGCUGACGCCUCCUAACCCGCCUUUGACCACGGUUCCUGAACCGACUCCCAGUCCUACCUCAAGUAUAGGGGUUUAA